CUCCAGCCGAACUCAGCCGACACUUGACAGAACCUGUUCAUUCAAUUUCACGCUCGCAUAAAACAAAAUAGUCAAUAGUCGGAGUCGGUGUCAUGUUCCAGUGUUCCAAACUCCACUAAAAUGCGCUUUUCCGGCCAUUCCUUCGUUCCGCCUCUGGAAGCGUGAACCCAGAAUCGAUUUUUGUGUGAGCUAUGUGAAGAGCCAUGGACUCGGGUCUGGGAAGCGACGAAGACCGCCGAGGUCGCACCAAGGAGCAGAAGCAGCUCCGCAACCAGCAGCUCCUCAGCGGGUGCUUCAUCGACGCCGCGAGCCUCUCCGACGAUGCCGAGGUCGACCAGCGGCGCACCGACGAGCGAAGACAGGGGGCCCUCAUUUUCCAGUCGUCCAUUCCGCAGUUUUCCAUGCUUCAGAUGGCCGGAAACGAGGCCGCGCCGACGUACCCCGAAACCAGCACGCCCUACAACUCCAUCGUCCACCUGGAGGAGGACGCCUCCAGGAAGUCGCCGCUGGGGUUCUACGUGGACUUGAACGAGGUGCCCGACCCGCCGAAGACGCCGCCGCCGGCGACAGCCGCCAAGAAGAACAUCUUCUCCAUGGUCAUCGACUUCGAAGGCCCCAAGAAGGACAAGCCCACCAAGCUGAGCUCCUCUCUGGUCUCCUACAAGAAGAACAGGCAGUCCAAGCAACUGACUCUCACCACGAGGUACAACGGGAACAGCAGCCUCUCCUCGAGUGUGAGCUCCAUAAGUUCAGUGGCUGGGCCCAGCAGACAGGUGGAGGAUGAGAAGGAGGAAGUGGAGGGUCAGAACCAAAUGUCGGCUUCGUCGAAGUCGUCCAGCUCGAGUGAGAAUUUCCCGAUGCACAAGAGCGAGGACGAGGGACACGUGGAGGAGCAUAAACCCGCCGAAGACGACGUCGUGGAAAAAAAAUGCGAAGAGACUAACGCUAAAAACGAAGAAAUUAAAGAAGUUGAGACUCAGGAACGGCCCCAGUUCGUCAAACUCUCCGACUUAGAAUGUCAAAAACCAAGACUGGAUCUGAACUUCACUCCCCGGAUGAGCAAAUCCAUCCCUGAGAGUUCAUGGGUGGAAAGUCCACUUUUGAUGUCUAGGUCUGCCGGUUAUCGCAGCGCACCACAUCCUCUUGAACCCGAAUCUGGAGAGUUUUCUGAUUCGGGUAGUGCUACUGAUACCAGCGUAUCACAACCUAGGCGUUCGGUGCGGCGUUUAGGAACAGAUCUGCUCCGAAUGUUUUUGGAGGAAAUUGGACCAGAUGUUACCGUCGAAGUAGACGGGCAUAAACUGAAAGCACACAAAUGCAUUCUGGCGUCUAGGUGCCAGUAUUUCGCCGCUUUAUUGAGCGGGAAUUGGUUGGAAGCAUCCGGAAAUAUUAUCUCACUGCAAGGCUUCUCGUAUGAAUCAGUUUACUUCGCUCUCUGUCACAUCUACAGUGGGGCCGCACACGUGCCCGACUCAAUCAGCCUCGUAGAACUCGCCUCACUGGCCGACAUGUUAGGCUUAGAAGGCCUCAAAGAAGUAGUCGAGCACGCUUUAAAACAGCGUCACUGUCACAACUUUCACAAACCAUGUGCCGGCUGCUGUACCGGAGUCCUGGAAGUCCUUCCGUUAUCAGCCGCCUACGGCCUGGACGACCUCUACCAGAAAUGCCUCCAAUGGAUCACCCAGCACUUCGUCCGAGUGUGGCCAAGUCGUGCUUUUGCCAGUUUGCCGCGCGAGUUGCGCGAAAAGUGCUACCAGCAACACGUCGUUCAUAUGACGGCCGACAAGGUGCUAGAAACUAUAGUGAGUUGUGAUAAGGUCCUGGCCACUUUACCUGCCCUGAGAUGGGCUGAGCCCGUCACUCAGUUGGUCUUGCAACUGUCGGAUGCUUGUCAUCUGUACCAUAGGCAGCAUUUCGCGGCGGUUUUAGCGUCGCCGUCGUUUCUGGCUUUGGAUGCUGGAUUGGGAUGGAGUGUGGGACAGGUCGAGGACCAGAUGGUGUCUGCUGCAGGGAAUUUGAGUGUGGAACAGGCGUGCAGGAGUUACGCGAGGUGUUGCAAGAUGGUUGAUCAGAGCUGGAGCAGGCCGUUUAAUGAUCUGUUGUUUAAAAUUAAAGUGCAAUUAGAACAGUGUUUAGUAGCGCAGUCUGAUAGGCUGAUUCGAAGUAAUGCAUGGUUGAGGCUGGAUUCGGCAUUGAGGUGCCGCAUAAAGGACUUAACCCCCGUGGCGGAGCCCGUGAGUCGCUUGCCCCGGGCGACCCCAAAACGAACGAAAAAAUCGCCUCUUCAAUCAGCUACGAAACCGCACAGCCAGAGCCCGACAAUAAGCUCGUCCGACUCCUCCCGUAACUCAAGCCCUGGAAUGAACCAAGCCCAGUCUCGUCUACACAAUUCCGGCGGCAGUCCCUCCCUCCGCAGGAGUCUCCUUCUCGCUGCAAGGGCGCCCCAGGUGCCCCCCAGCCCGUCCACCCACCGGCGCAGCACUCUGACCCAGCCCACGCAAGCCAGCGCCGCCAAAUCGGCUCCCUCCAAGAACAUCAGGAACCCUCCGCCCAAAGCUGCGACACCUACCACCACCGUCAAACCGGCGCAGAAAAAAGCCCCAGCGCGAAACGCCGUCUCUAACCCUAAUCUGCGGAAACCGAAUCCGACGCUUUCUAGCAAAAAACCCAUCAGUAGGUCGAGUUCGCCCUUGAAGGUUGAGAGCAGGGCGAGUUCGAGGGUCACUUCGCCCAUAAAAGCCGACGUUCGGACGCCUUCCCCUAAGAAAAUGCAUAACGGGAAAGUGGGGUCACCUAGGAAGGAAGUGAAGGAGAGUAAGGAGAGCAAACCGGUGGUACCUACGAUGCAAAGGUCGAGCACUUUCCUGAAGGAUGAACCUACUGUUUUGGGGAAGGUUAAGUAAAGGGAUGUUUCCAGCUAGUCCAUUCCUAGUCAGGCAUAUUUUUGUUUCGUUUUUGAUCUCGUUAUUGUAUUAUUUUUGUAUGUUUGUAAGACAUUGUGAUAUAUAUUACUAUGCUUCACAUGAAUCAAAUUUUAGUCGUUUUAAAUUAUUGUAGCUAAAAGUACUAAUUUUUCUCACAGUUGUUUCGUUGAUACAUUCCAUAAAUGUGAUAAUUUAACUGAUGCUAAGCACGGGGGCACUUUAUUUCUAACGGAAUAUUCUGUAAAAAGUUUGGAAGUGCCAGUUGUUUAUGCUACCCACAUUUUAUUGAUUUUUGUACUUUUGUACGAAAAAUAGUCACUCUGCUGUCUUAUUCUCUAAAUUAAAUUCAAGACUGAAUUUAUUGAACAUAACAACUUAUGGUUGUUUUGAAGUACAAAUUUUGGGUAAUCAAAUUAAUCGACGUGGGUAGUAUUCUGUGAUUUUUCGAUAUUUUAACGCUUUUUAAAUUAAUUUUAAUCAUGUUCAUGUGAAGUUCCUGAUAUUUGAUUAUGGAGGAAUAAAUAUUAGGAGGUGACACGUCCUGAUGGUCUAAAUUAGAUUAAUUUAAACCAGAGUUCUUUAUUAGGUAUUGCCUGCGGGUUCCUAAAUACUAGGAUGCGACACAUUAACCUUAAAUAACGAUGUGAGCAAUAGUAAAAAAGAGUGAGAUAGUUUUCAAUAAGAUAACAACAUAACAAGAAAAAGUGUAAAGGACAAAGUUGUACAAAAUUAAAUUUUCUUGAAAAAAGUCUGCGGGAACAUUUUGCCUUUUAAACUUACGUUUUUUCUAUAGCAAACGUUGAACUAUUUCUUUAUCAACUCUUUUGAGUAGAUAAAAUAGCACUUUAUCCAAUUAAAUUUACAAAUUCAAACUAUUAAUUUGAAGGAUUAAACUUGGAGGUCUGCUAUAGAAAAAAUAUAUUAUACAAGACAAUAAAGACCGUUUAUCUGCUUGUGAAAUAAGUCGACUCGUAACUUCGUCACUGUUGAACUUAAUCUUUUCACUCAUAAAUAAAAAAUCGGUGGUGGUAAUAGACCAAAAAAUCUCUUUAUCGUCUUGUAGAAUUAAUAACUAAUCGCUUUUACUGUCCGAAAACGAUGAGUUAAGCACCAGUUUUGUUAAAAUCAGUUGUUUUCGGACGAAUCCUUGUUCAGAAAUGACAAAACACGAUGUAGAAAACCUGAAAUAGUUUUAAUCUGAAGCUGAAAACGACGCGAGUUAAGCACCAAUUUUGCUGAAACCAGUUAAAUGAUAUAAUAAUAGUUGAAAACAAAAAUAUUUGUUGCCAUAAAAAACUUAAAAAUGUGGUAAUAAAAAUAUUGAGAUUUAUAAGAAUUUCUAAAAAUAACGUGUUCAAGUUUUUUUUUUAAUGACAAGAUGUGAAUUUUAUCCGUUAUUUUAAAUUCGCCAUUAAUUAUUUCACUUCCCUCAUCAGAGCUAACGAUGGAGAGGGAAAGGGAGUGGAGUAGUUUAUAAGUUUAUUCGUUCAUGUUAAAUCUUGCCCUAAUUGAUUGACUUUUACCAAUUUUGUCUCUUUCUUUGCUUCAGCAAUUUCUCAAAAAAUAUAUUUAAGUUAUCAGCUUUUGAUAUUUUGCACCACGAUCUGCACUAGUUAAAUUAAUAAUUCGCUACAACUUUUUUUCAUGCUGUCUUGUAUCUUUGACCGUAUUCGCAACGUUUUUAAAAAUAUAGGACAAAUCGAAAACGUAAUAGUUUUUCGGACGUUUGUCGUGUUAAUUUUAGUUAGCAUUUCUCAUAUUAAUAAGAGUUUAACGCUCAUUAACGUUUUUUUAAGUGAUUGCACUGAAUUAAUUUAAUUAAUCUAGAACCGAAAGUCUAACGCUCAAAGCGCCCUCAUUUUUGGAUCUAGUUUCGCCUCCUAGUUUUUAGUUCUCCGCAAGUAAGCGCUAUAUUUUUUAGGUUGAAAAAACAGUGAUUUGCCUCCUAGUGUUAGUCCUCCGUACAUUUGUUAAAGAGAGUGAACAAAAUGCUAUUGUGCGUGGAAUAUUGAAGAUAGAUAUCUAAAGGCAAAUGACAGAUUCGUAUAUAUUACUUUACUAUUGUAAUAAUUGUUCAUAACAAAUGUUUAUAAUUUCAUGUAAAUUAAAAUAAAGUAGAUAUUUUUA
Messenger RNA from Tribolium castaneum (red flour beetle), 5051 nucleotides. RefSeq lists its product as uncharacterized. Lineage: Eukaryota; Metazoa; Arthropoda; Insecta; Coleoptera; Tenebrionidae. Gene Ontology annotation, molecular function: protein binding. The record is from RefSeq and is a predicted model, not a curated record. The transcript has 4 exons. Bases 204 to 2903 code for a protein of 899 amino acids.